Sabethes cyaneus is the source of this 1503-nucleotide messenger RNA. RefSeq lists its product as uncharacterized. The transcript is spliced from 3 exons. The record is from RefSeq and is a predicted model, not a curated record. Bases 1 to 1503 code for a protein of 500 amino acids. Lineage: Eukaryota; Metazoa; Arthropoda; Insecta; Diptera; Culicidae.
AUGAAUGUGUUUCCUCCACGUAAUAAUAAUAACAAGCACAACAAAAACACUAAUAAUGGUGAUCCUGACGCAAUGUCCUCGGCGUUCGUCGUCGGUAACGGCAACAAUAACAGCAACGGGGUAAGCUCGAGCAGCGGUAGCAGUCCACGGGAUGCCGCAAGCGCCAACGAACUGCUGAAGUUGGCGUUGAAAAAACCAAAAGCUUGGAAAUGGGAACUGACGACUUCCAGCUCGUCGCCCAGCAUCUGCUUUCCGAAGAUCCAACUGUUCGACAGCCGAACGGGACAGCUGAUGGUCGAGGUCGAUCGACCGGACUGUGUGGUGAAGAGUGAAGAGCUGAUGAAUGGCGUUGGCAAUGAAAGUUCGGAGCGUUCGAGGAGUUCGCAGGAACGCAAGGGUCGUGAUCAGCGCUAUCGUCGCUCCCAAAGUAUGGGUAUUCGAGAGAAAAUCACCACUUCGGGCGAGUAUUUGAGUGAUGUGUUCGAGCAGCUUCAGAACAAGGGACUUGGUCACAAGCUAGCGACCAGUGUUCUACAAUACCGGGCCGAGGAAGCCGAAAGCCAAGACCCCACGCCACUUCAGAAGAGCAAAUCAGUGAGUGAAAUCCGUAGAAGUACUUCUUCCUCGGAACAGUUGUCGGCCAAAAAGAAAGUGCUUAAAUCGGCUUCCAGCCGAUCUAGUUCCAUCCUCGGACGAAUCAGUGAACUGUACAGAAGUUCAACCGAAGAAGAACCGACUCCCGUCGUUCCUCCCACUACCGUUCCUCCUCCACCAACGAUACCGGAAAUCAACGUCCCCGAAGAACCUCCCGUACCGGCGGACGACGGGACACCCCCAGAAUCCAAAGCCAAAAUCUACAAACUAGUCCGAAGCAAUGCCGGUACGUUGAUGGUUCGGGAGGAAAGUUUCCACACGCAGCGUAGCCUGCGGCGACGCCGCCAACAGCAGCUGGAAGCUGCGGAGCAGCAAGCCAUCAUGCAGGACACCAUUCCGGAGUCCUGUUACGAUCGGAAAAUCAACGAAAUCGACGCACUAAUCUCGAAAGUUAUGCUUUCGCACACGCUGCCAAACGAUGGCGAAGUUAAAGACCUUCGAACAGAACCGAACCGAAGGCGUUCGAUGCAGAACGGAGGAGCGGACCAUCAUCAUCACCAUCAGCAGCCGAAGAAGCGUCGUUCGCGACGAAGUGCCAGUGCGGGUAGUACUGCCAGUGGUUACGGUAGUGGCCGAACGGCCGACGGCCGAACCAUCGACCAGAACCAACAGAAGAGAUAUUCAUCCUCUUCGGAGGAAGAUUCGCUGCUGCAAGCAGCGGAGUCCCGGUUUGGGUCGCUAAAGCGACGAGGAAGGGCGAAACAGCGGAAGAAUGCGGCAGCAGCCGGAGAGGACAUGACACAGGAAAUGAACGACCGCUUUGGGGCCUAUUUUGGGCUAGAGGUGUGCGCCGGUCAGAUUAUCGGCGGCGGUGGCGCAGGAAUCAUAUCAUAUGCGUCGCCGGCGUGA